Sesamum indicum (sesame) is the source of this 669-nucleotide messenger RNA. NCBI's taxonomy places the organism in Eukaryota, Viridiplantae, Streptophyta, Magnoliopsida, Lamiales, Pedaliaceae. The record is from RefSeq and is a predicted model, not a curated record.
AUGAGUAGCAACCUAGACUCUAUUCCUAAGGAUUUGCUCACCCAUAUUUUGGCUCGAGUUGCAACAUCUUCGUUGAAUAGCUAUUUCAAUGUUAAACUAAGUUGCAAGAUGUUAAAAGAGGUAGCAGAAUGCAGCAAUGUGUAUAAGUGCAUCUCGCUCGAUGAGUUCCCUAUGGAUGCAUUGCACGAUAUGAAUGGAGAUGUUAGAAGUUUCAUCAAUCGAUGCGUAGAAUGUGAAAAUCUCGAUGCCCUCUAUAUGUUGGGAAUGAUUGAGUACUUCAGUUGCAAUAAUCUAGCCAAAGCCCUUGUGUGCUUGAACAAAUCUGCAAGUUUAGGCCACGUCGGAGCAUAUUACAUUAUCACCAUCAUUCUAUUAUUAAGUGGAAAGGACUUUAAACAAAGAGGAGUUACGUUACUCAGUGCAAUGAAGAGCUCAGUGGAGUACAGAGAAAAAGUGAAAUAUUACCGUGAAAAAUUAAUCAAGUUUUUGAGGUCAGCCAAGACAAGAAAUCCUAAGGUGUUAAAUGGCAGACCAACUUGUUGUACCAAUGAUCGUCAUAGGUUCUUGGAGACAAAUGCUUUGGCUUCAGUUGGAAACACGGACAAUUAUGUGUUUUGUGAUGCUUGCACAUGUGAUAGGGAAUUGAUCUAUAUAUUUGAAGGGAUUUGA